Diabrotica balteata is the source of this 1852-nucleotide messenger RNA. Lineage: Eukaryota; Metazoa; Arthropoda; Insecta; Coleoptera; Chrysomelidae. The record is from the annotation of a GenBank genome assembly.
AAACUACAAUGCAGUCAAUAUAAUGACAGAUAUGAAAACACCUUGUAUUCUAAUUUUAAAAAUGUGGCCAAUUUUGGUAUUGUUAUCGGCGAUAUUAGUGUCAAUUCACGGAAUUAAUGAAAAUAUUGACUGUAUCGUCCAACUACCAGAUGGAAAAAUUCGAGGUCACAUUCUUCGCAGUGAAAAUGGCAAAAAUUACUAUGCUUUCCAGGAAAUUCCAUAUGCAGCCCCACCUAUUGGGAAGAACAGAUUUCAGGAACCUAAAAAACCUCAACCAUGGGAUGGUGUUAGAAGUGCUAUCAGAAAUGAAAAAGUAUGUAUGCAAGUACUGCCCAUACCAAGUUCUCUAAUGAUGUCGGAGGAUUGUUUAUAUUUAAACGUUUAUUCUCCUGUAUCGAACUUAAAUUUCACAAACUCUUCUCUACCCGUUCUGAUGUAUAUACAUGGAGGUACCUUUAAAUUUGAGAGUGGAGCUUUUGAAUAUUAUAAUCCAAGAUUCUUAAUGGACUAUGAUAUUAUUCUAGUCACAAUCAACUACAGACUAGGACCAUUUGGAUUUCUAGCGACAUCGGACGGUGUAAUUCCAGGCAACUUAGCUGUAAAAGAUAUGCUUCUAGCUCUACAAUGGGUACAUAAAAACAUCAAUCUUUUUGGAGGCGAUAAAGAUCAAAUUACCCUUAUGGGAUCUAGUGCCGGAUCAAUGGCUAUUGGUGCUCUUCAAAUAAGUCCAUUAACAAAAGGUUUAGUGAAAGGUUAUAUAAUGCAAAGUGGGUCACCGAUAAGCCCACCUGUUUACCAAGAUGAUCCUGAUAUUUACGCUUUUGCUAUGGGUAAAACUGUGGACAAAUAUUUUAAUUCAACAAAUACGCAAGAAUUGUUAAAUUUACUUCAAAGCGCCCCAGCUGAAAUUAUACUUUAUGAGCAGCUGUUCGAGCAGAAAUACAAUCACAGUCUUGCAAAAAAUCUUAUUUGGAUACUAAGUAUGGAAAAUUCAGAAUAUAAAAGUGCUGUAAUAACAGGUUAUUUAUCAGAAAAAUUAUUAAGUGGAGAUUUUGAACAAACACCUAUGUUGAUGAGUACUGCCCUAGAAGAAUCUCUUGGUUUAGUAAUAGACAUUAAUGAACAGAUUCAGGAUGCUGCCUCCUACGAUCAAGAUGUUCGUAUGAUGAUAAAUCCAAGAUUAAAUAUACCUCCCGAAAAACGUGAACAGGCUGGCCGAGAGUAUAAAAGCGUUUAUACCUCUUCCAAUUUUUCGAAUGAUUUACCAGCGUUUCUUGAAUAUGUAGGCGAGGAACUAAUGUCAACACCAGCCAUUCACCAUGCAGUACUUGCAUCUGCUUAUGUUCCAGUAUAUUUCUAUCAGUUCUCUUAUAAAGGACCUAUGGGACAUAUACAACCUUUAGACGUUCCAGGCAUAGGAAAUGUUGGCCAUGGUGAAGAAUUAGCCUACAUAUAUGGUGGACGCGGAAGAGUUAUGGAUGAUCUCAGUAAUUAUCCUGAAUCGGACAUAUUAACAAUGAAACGCAUGCUCACAAUAAUUACAAAUUUUGUUAAAUAUCAAAACCCUACUCCUGCAGCAGAUGAUUUAUUGGAUAAUAUUAUUUGGCCACGAUUUAACGAAAACACGCUGCAAUAUGUUGAUAUAAGCAACACUUUGAAAAUAAAAGAAAGUCCGAAGCAUUACACUAAAGUGAGAGAAGUCCUUGAUAAGUAUAGACAACGACCAUUUAUUGUUUUUUAAGUAUUUAUAUGUUACAUUAAUAAUAUAUUUUGUAUUUUUUACGAUUUUUUUACAUUAUUAUAAAUGUACGUGUGACGAAAUAAAAAUUUAGAUAGAAAUAAUUGUUUUUAA